AUGUUUAUUUAUAUUUCCAAGCCUGGAAGCGUAUUUAACCUAGCGUGAAUGAUCGUUGGGAGUGUAUGGGAGUUUGAAAGUGAUGACUGCUAUGAUGAGUUUUAUAACGACUGGGCUUUAACUUUGGCAAUAUUAAUUACUAUGUAUACGAGCGUUGGACUAGUUUGCUGCUUACUAUGCUGCUGUAUAUGUGUUGGAUUAAUGAGUUCUUAG
Molecule: messenger RNA, 213 nt
Organism: Blepharisma stoltei
Lineage: Eukaryota; Ciliophora; Heterotrichea; Heterotrichida; Blepharismidae
Source: the annotation of a GenBank genome assembly